Messenger RNA from Chlorella variabilis, 2754 nucleotides. RefSeq lists its product as hypothetical. Gene Ontology annotation, biological process: maturation of SSU-rRNA from tricistronic rRNA transcript (SSU-rRNA, 5.8S rRNA, LSU-rRNA); ribosomal small subunit assembly. The record is from RefSeq and is a predicted model, not a curated record. The transcript is spliced from 18 exons. The coding region runs from base 1 to 2754 and encodes 917 amino acids. Gene Ontology annotation, cellular component: Pwp2p-containing subcomplex of 90S preribosome; small-subunit processome. NCBI's taxonomy places the organism in Eukaryota, Viridiplantae, Chlorophyta, Trebouxiophyceae, Chlorellales, Chlorellaceae. Gene Ontology annotation, molecular function: protein binding.
AUGAAUUACCAAUUUCAGAGCCUGCUGGGCGCCCCCUACCGGGGUGGCAACCUGCUCAUCCACGGCAACGAGUUGCUCACUCCUGUGGGCAACAGGGUCACUCAGAUCAACCUCACCGAGUCGGUCAGCAGCACGCUGCCGUUCGAAAACGGGCGCCAGGUGCGCACCAUCGCGGUCAGCCCCGACGGCCGCAUCCUGCUGUCGAUCGACGACGAGGGGCGGGCGGUGGUGGUCAGAAGGCGCCGCCGAGCGCUGCUCCACCACUUCUCCUUCAAGGGGCCCGUCCGUGCCGCCAAGUUCAGCCCAGAUGGCAAGUACGUGGCCUGCGCCGUGGGGCGCCUCCUCCAGGUUUGGAAGGCGCCUGGCCUGGCCAAGACCGUGGCCCCCAUGGAGCUGCACCGCACCUACGGCCACUGCCACGCCGACAUCACCGCCCUCGACUGGAGCGCCGACUCGCUCUGGCUGGCGGCGGGCGGCAAGGACCUGUCCACCCGCCUGUUCAGCAUGCACCCUCUGGAGGGAUACCGCCCGCCCACGCUGGCGGGGCACCGGGAGCCGCUGGUGGCAGUGCACUUCACCUCACCCAAGCUCCAGGAGUCGGCGGGGCUGAUUGGCAAGGAGGCCCCCCACCUCUACACGCUGGCACGAGAUGGGGCGCUGUUUGCCUGGACCAGCAGCGAGGAGGAGGAGAAGGGCGGUAGCGGCAGCAGCGGCGAGUCUGAGGAUGGCGGAGGCUCAGAGGAGGAGGAGGCGGCCGCGGGCGGGGCAGCGGCAGGCCAGCAAGCUUCGGCGGCGGCGGCGGCUGCGGCUGCAGCGGCGGCGCCGGUGCAGUCGGGCACCUUUGCGGGGGGCCACUGGAAGCUGACUGAGAAGUACUACUUCAACCAGCGCGGCGCCAAGCUGUCGGCGGCGGCCUUCCAGGGCGGGGUGGGCCUGCUGGCCGUGGGCUUCACCUCCGGCAUCUUUGAGCUGCUGCAGCUGCCAGACCUCACCACCGUCCACACCCUCUCCAUCGGCAGGGAGAAGCUGAGCUCUCUGGCCUUUAACGCCGCCGGCGACUGGAUCGCGGUGGGCUCCGCCAAGCUGGGCCAGCUGCUGGUGUGGGAGUGGCGCAGCGAGACGUAUGUGCUGAAGCAGCAGGGCCACUACUACGACGUCGCCGCCUCCGCCUACUCACCAGACGGCACCUACCUCGCCACCGCCGCCGAUGACGCCAAGGUCAAGGUGUGGACGCUGUCCAACGGAUUCUGCUUUGUCACCUUCUCAGACCACGAGGCGCCCGUCACCGCGGUGCAGUUCCUGGGCAGCGGACACGCCGUGCUGAGCGCCAGCCUGGACGGCACGGUGCGGGCGUUUGAUCUGGUGCGGUACCGCAACUUCCGCACCCUCACCACCCCCACCCCCGUCCAGUUUGUCAGCCUCGCCUGCGACCCGGCCGGCGAGGUGGUGUGCGCGGGCAGCCGCGACACCUUCCAGGUCUUUGUCUGGUCCCUCAAGACCGGGCGCCUGCUGGAGGUGCUGGCCGCGCACGAGGGCCCCGUGGUGGCGCUGCAGUUCUGCCCGGGGACGCCCCUGCUGGCCUCCGCAUCCUGGGACAAGACGGUGCGCACCUGGGAUGUGUUCAACGGCAAGGGCGCUGUGGAGGCACUGCAGCAUCAGCAUGACGUGCUGGCGCUGGCGUGGCGCCCCGACGGCAAGCAGCUGGCCUCCUCCACCUUGGACGGACAGAUCUACUUCUGGGACCCACAUGAGGCGGUACUGCAGGGAACCAUCUCGGGGCGGCGCGACAUCGCGGGCGGCCGCCUGCGCUCCGACCGCCGCACCGCCGACAACACCAGCAGCGGCCGCUGCUUCACCUCCCUCGCCUUCUCCGCAGACGGCUCCUUCCUGCUGGCAGGCGGCAGCAGCAAGUAUGUGUGUUUGUACGAUGUGGCGGAGCGCGUGAUGCUGCGCCGCUUCCAGAUCUCACACAACAAGAGCCUGGAUGGCGUGCUCGACCAGCUCAACUCCAGGAACCUGACUGAUGCGGGGCCGCUGCACCAGAUUGCCGACGAGGGCAGCGACGACGACGACCUGCUGCCGCCCACGGUGUCGGGGGGCGCCGCCGGGGAGAGCGGCCUGCCGGGCACAGGUGCGGGCAGCCGCGCCCCCGUCAUCCGCACCCGCCACGUCUCGCUGUCGCCCACCGGGCGCAGCUGGGCGGCGGCCACCACAGAGGGCCUGCUGCUCUACAGCCUGGAUGAGAGCCUAGUGUUCGACCCAACAGACCUGGCUGAGGACGUCACGCCCGCAGCCACGCUCAAGGCACUGGGCCGGGGCGCGCACCUCAAGGCGCUGCUGAUGGCUCUGCGCCUGAACGACCCGCAGCUGGUGCAGCAUAUGGUGCUCAGCACGCCGCCGCCCCAGGUGCCGCUGCUGGCCAACCAGCUGCCGGCGGCGGUGGUGCCGCGCCUGCUGGGCGCGCUGGGGGAGCUGCUGCCGCACACGCCGCACAUCGAGUACCUGCUGGGCUGGGCCAAGGCGCUGUGCGUGCGGCACGGCGCCGCCAUCCAGGCCGGCGGCGGCAGCGGCGCGCUGCCCGCGCUGCGGUCGCUGCAAAAGGCGGUGGCGCGGCUCCACGAGGACCUGGCCACCACGUGCGAGGCAAACAUGUACAGCCUGCAGUACCUGACCACCGCGGGGCGCAGCCAGCAAGCGGGCGGUGGCGGCGCGGAGGAGGCGCAGCAGCAGGAGGAGGAGGGGAUGGAAGCGUGA